ACGGAAGAAGAAGUAGAAGUCUGAAGCCGAAGAAGAAGCCCACACGUGUUACCAACAUGUCGGCUUACCGUUUUGUUGUGUGUUGAGAUUACAUGAGCUGUGUUGAACACUAGUUUGGUGACGUUUUGUCUCAUAAUCUGUACAGUAAUUCUACCGACCGCAGUCUUGAAAGAGACUCGAAACGUCAGGAUGGCGCAGAGAAAGAAGAAACUGACGAAGAAGAAGAGACACACAGCCAACAGGGAGCCAGAGGCUGAUUCUGACAGCGGAGACUUUGAGCUGGCUGCUGAAGUGAAGGACGAUGAUUCGCCAGGGAGGAAGCUGCUCCGCUUCCCUGCCUCAUCAGACUGCCUGUCGGAUGUGGAGCCUGACACCAGGGAGCUUGUCAGAGCCCAAAACAAGAAGAAGAAGAAGUCUGGAGGCUUUCAGUCCAUGGGUCUCAGUUACCCCGUAUAUAAAGGUGUCAUGAAGAAGGGUUAUAAAGUCCCUACUCCGAUCCAAAGAAAGACUAUCCCGGUGAUUUUGGAUGGCAAAGAUGUAGUAGCCAUGGCCAGGACUGGCAGUGGUAAGACAGCUGCCUUCCUGGUGCCCAUGUUUGAGAAGCUGAAAGCUCCUCAAGCCCAAACAGGAGCCAGGGCCCUCAUCCUGACCCCCACCAGAGAGUUGGCUCUGCAGACCAUGAAGUUCACAAAAGAGUUGGGAAAAUUUACAGGCCUCAAGACUGCCUUGAUCCUCGGUGGAGACAGUAUGGAUGGUCAGUUUGCCGCUCUUCAUGAAAAUCCUGACAUAAUCAUUGGUACCCCUGGUCGUUUGAUGCAUGUUAUAAAGGAGAUGAACCUGAAGUUGCAAAAUGUCGAGUACGUGGUGUUUGAUGAGGCUGACAGGCUGUUCGAAAUGGGUUUUGCCGAGCAGCUUCAGGAGAUCAUCCAAAGACUUCCCGACACCAGACAGACUCUGCUGUUUUCUGCCACUCUGCCAAAACUGCUGGUGGAGUUUGCCAGAGCUGGUCUGACUGAACCAGUAUUGAUCCGUUUGGAUGUGGAUUCUAAGCUCAGCGACCAGAUUAAGCUGUCGUUUUUCCAUCUGCGUGUAGACGACAAGUCAGCACUGCUGCUUCAUCUGCUGAGGAACGUGGUGAAGCCUCAGGAGCAGACUGUGGUUUUUGUAGCCACCAAGCACCAUGUAGAAUACCUCAAGGAGCUGCUGGCUUCAGAAGGUGUGGAGUGUGCCUACAUCUACAGCUCCCUUGAUCAGACUGCCAGGAAGAUCAACAUUGGGAAAUUUGUGCAUCGUAAAGCCAUGGUGCUAAUUGUGACUGAUGUUGCUGCUCGUGGUAUAGACAUCCCUCUGCUGGACAAUGUCAUCAACUACAACUUCCCUUCCAAGGCCAAGCUCUUCUUGCACAGAGUUGGCCGUGUGGGACGUGCUGGUCGCAGUGGCACAGCCUACAGUAUGAUUUGUCAAGACGAGAUGCCUUAUGUCUUUGACCUUCACCUCUUCCUCGGAAGGCCUGUUCAGUUCACCACACCUGAACACACUCAAGAUUCAGAUGGUCUGUUUGGUCGGGUCCCUCAGAGUAUACUGGAUGAUGAAAGUUCUCAUCUGAUCACGGCUCAUGAAAACUCCCUGGACCUGCAAAACCUGCACCGUGUGUCAGAGAACGCCUACAAGCAGUACCUCAAGUCUCGACCAAACCCCUCACCUGAGUCCAUCAGACGGGUCAAAAGCACGGAUUUGUCCUGCAUGGCCGUCCAUCCCCUGCUAGGGUUAGGCUUGGAGAAAAUGGAACUGGAACGCCUUCAAUUAGUUGACGCAAUCAAAGGCUACAAAUCCAAAUCAACUAUCUUUGAAAUCAACUCCAGCAGUAAGACACAGGCUAGUGAGGUAAUGCGGAAAAAACGCUCUAAAGACACGCAACUGGUGGACAAAUUCAGCAAACAGAGAGACAAACUGGCUGCCGAAAGCCAGCUGCAAAGGACCAGCAACCCCACCACCGCUGCUGACGACGAUUUCACACACUCCACUAGUAGAGAGGAUGACGAUCUAAAGGGGGUGUUCUCUGAAGUGGUAGGUGGGAAAAGGAGAGGCCUGCAGGAAGAUGGGGAACAACAGCAGAAGAAUAAGAGAAGCAGACAGUUGGGCAAAGAUGAGGAGUAUUACAUCCCCUACAGACCCAAAGACUUCAACUCUGAGAGAGGGUUAAGUCUCGGGGGAGAGGGCACUGCUUUUGAACAGCAGGCCUCCUCGGCUCUCCUGGACCUCAUGGGAGAUGAGGGAGAUCGCCUCAACCAACACAAAAACAUGAUGAAAUGGGAUCGCAAGAGGAAGCGCUUCGUGAGAGAAACAGGAAAGGAUGAACAGAAGAAGAAGAAGAUCAGAACAGACGGCGGUCAGGUCAUCAAUAACAAGACAAACAGGAAGAACUUUUAUGAGGAAUGGAAGAAAAAAUACAGGAUUGAUGAUGCUGGAUCAGAUGGAGAAACAGGAGGAGGAGGAGGAGGGAGGAGGCCAGCAGGAGGUCGUGGUCGCGGCCGUGGUCGACGAGGUCUUAACUCCCAGAGCCCCAACCUGCAGAGGCCCGCGGGACCGCAGCAGACGCCUGGUGGCCGUGCAGCGCGCUCAGAGCUGAAGUCGAAGCAGCAGAUCCUGAAGCAGCGCAAGAAGCAUCAGAAGCACCAGUUCCUGCAGAGCGGAGGCUUGAAGAAACUUCGUACCAAGAACAAACAGUGGCUCGGUGAAGUUAAGAAGUCAGGUUUUGGACGAGGUGGUCAGAAGAAGGGUAAGAUGAAGAAGAGACUCUGAGGUGGACAUAGAGGGAUGACGGCGUGAUAUGGUUGAAAUGGAGUGAACCACGAGCUACCGGAUGGUGACUGCUAUUGACUUCUCAAACCACCUACAGUAAUUUCACACAGUCUUUCAUGAUUGUGGAUUAGACUGUGAGAUGAUUCACCUACUGAACUCUGAUGUUGAUACGGAGUGUGUAUAAGAACAAUCCGGUGUAUUGGAUAUUUUGAGUGUGUUGACAGAUGAAAUGUUGUUGAGUACAGAGCUAUGUCUGUACACAUUGUUGACUGUUGGCAAAAUACAUAUAUAAAUGGAGAAAUA
Messenger RNA from Scatophagus argus, 3105 nucleotides. It is a transcript of the gene ddx54, whose product is annotated as DEAD (Asp-Glu-Ala-Asp) box polypeptide 54. NCBI's taxonomy places the organism in Eukaryota, Metazoa, Chordata, Actinopteri, Scatophagidae. Gene Ontology annotation, molecular function: RNA helicase activity; ATP binding; RNA binding. The transcript has 20 exons. Bases 190 to 2802 code for a protein of 870 amino acids. The record is from RefSeq and is a predicted model, not a curated record. Gene Ontology annotation, cellular component: nucleus.